UACGGCGCAGUCACGGUAGGUUGAGCCGACUGAGGUCCAUAGAAAUUUGACAGCUUCACAGGUGAGACAACCGUCCAGAGGCUGUUUCACUUUAGCUUCCAGGUUUUUUUUUUCUCUCGGAACUCUAUUCACUGUGAGCCUGGGGUUGCCACAGUCAAAAAACAACCAUUCGAAGUCUAAUCAUUCCGGCAGCAUGAGCAAAAAGAAAAAGGACUGGAAGACUGAAAAAGAGAGACUGCUCCAUCUAAGUUUGGAUGACAGGCGCAAGGAGUAUCGUCGUCAAGAUUUCAUUUCUCUGGACAAGAUACUAACCUGGAGAGAGAAAAACAGAUGUGAUGACCAAGAAGAUGGGAAGGAGGUGACAGGCAGAGGAGGGCUGAGUGAUAAAGUAUCUCUUUACAAAGGAGAUAUUACUGUCUUGGAGGUGGAUGCCAUAGUCAAUGCUGCAAACUCCAGUCUUCUGGGAGGAGGCGGAGUUGAUGGCUGCAUACACAAAGCGGCUGGGUCCUGUCUGUAUGACGAGUGUCACUCGCUAAAUGGCUGUGAAACCGGCAAAGCCAAGAUCACCUGCGGCUAUGAUCUCCCUGCAAGAUAUGUGAUCCACACCGUGGGGCCGGUGGCCAGAGGUCAUGUGGGCCCUACAGAGACUAAUGACCUCACCUCCUGCUACCAGAACUCCCUCGACCUGAUGAAGGAGCAUGACUUGAAGACUGUGGCCUUCCCAUGUAUAUCCACAGGCAUCUACGGCUUUCCCAAUGAGCCUGCAGCUGACAUUGCUUUGAAAACAGUAAAACGCUGGAUCGAAGACAAUCCUGAUAAGAUCAAACGGGUCAUUUUCUGCGUCUUCCUCGAGACUGAUUUUGCCAUCUACAAGAAGAAAAUGUCUGUCAUGUUUCAAGACAAUGACAUGGAGGUUACAGAGGAGCCGCCGAAGGAAGAUAACACAAAACCACCUACCAAAGCAGCAACCGAGGAAGAGAGCGAGGACGGCACCAGAGGUACAGAGGGAGGAGGUGAUGAAGAUAACGGUGACAAUGAUGAACCUCAAGAUGUGGAGAUGGAGAGUCAGAGUCAAGAUGGUGAUCCAGCAAACGCAGAGCAAAACCCAGAACAGUGCGACAGUAAGAAUGAAGUUCAAAAGAAAGAUGGCGAUAAAGACACCGAU
Molecule: messenger RNA, 1165 nt
Organism: Haplochromis burtoni (Burton's mouthbrooder)
Lineage: Eukaryota; Metazoa; Chordata; Actinopteri; Cichliformes; Cichlidae
Gene: macrod2
Product: mono-ADP ribosylhydrolase 2
Exons: 14
Biological process (GO): peptidyl-glutamate ADP-deribosylation; DNA damage response; purine nucleoside metabolic process
Cellular component (GO): nucleoplasm
Molecular function (GO): ADP-ribosylglutamate-[protein] hydrolase activity
Source: RefSeq, a predicted model, not a curated record